GGAACUUGCGAAAGCGUCGAUAGGCACUGUUCCUGCGGAGAUAACGUUACACGUAAAACGAUAAAAGUACGGUUAUAAUGGACCCUUCUGAGGUCGAAUUCCUUGCCGAGAAGGAGGUAGUGAAGAUAAUCCCCAAUUUCAGUCUUGACAAAAUCUACUUGAUCGGGGGUGAUCUUGGUCCUUUUAACCCAGGGCUACCUGUCGACGUGCCUGUGUGGCUGGCCCUCAAUCUGAAACAGAGGCAGAAAUGCAGGAUAGUGCCACCAGAGUGGAUGGAUGUAGAGAAACUGGAGGAGAUCAGAGAGCUAGAGAGGAAGGAAGACACAUUCACCCCUGUCCCCAGUCCAUACUACAUGGAGCUGACCAAGCUGCUACUCAACCAUGCAUCUGAUAACAUUCCCAAAGCGGAUGAGAUCCGUACACUGGUGAAGGACAUCUGGGACACGCGCAUCGCCAAGCUCCGCCUCUCCGCUGACAGCUUCAUCAGCCAGCAGGAAGCACACGCCAAGCUGGACAACCUAACUCUGAUGGAGAUUAACACGACACGGUCGUUCCUGCUGGACACUCUCAACUGCAUGUAUAAGCUGCGCUCCAACUUGCAGCCCGGCUCCAGUGGGGGCAAAGCCCAGGACCACCAAUGAUCUGUAUUUACGGACCUGCGCCGCAGCCUCUCCUUCUCCUAAGCAAGAUGGAGCAGACUUAGGCCCAGCUUUACUAAGCAUUUGCACCAGCUGCAAAGUAAAAUCAAAUCUGUAAUACGGAGAACGUGGACGGAAUCAUGGAAUCCAGACAUUAAAUCAGAAUUCAACAAAAUUCUAAAAUGCAUUGAACUUAGUAGGGAAUUUUAUUGAACAUUAAUGAGCCCAAGUUUAUCAUAAGGCAUGAACAGAAUGCAUCAGUGAUUUGUAUUUCCUGCUACUUUCUGAAGAGUACAUUUCUGAUGUGGUUUAAUCAUUCUUGUGGACUUUUCUAUUAAAAAAAGUGUAGUUUUUUUGCGUGAAAACCAAAUGGAAAUUUAGAAAAAAAUCUAAUUGACUCACACAAAAAGUAAAACAAAUUUAUAGGGCCCUAAGUCUGGUCCUAGUGAAGACAGAGCUGACCAGCAGAUCUUAUGAAGUGGGAGCACUUAUCUGAAGUUGUCAUGCCCCAACUAUCUGAUUCCUUAGUGCGAUGUGUUCUCUCUUUGGAUUUGUUUCUAGUUGAAGCUUCGGCAGUCCUCUUCAGCAGGUCAUGGACUCCCUGGAGGAAACACUCUGCGUUGGUCUGGCUGAUCCAUGUAUGGUUGGACUUUUCCCCCCCAAAUCUGGGUUGAUGCCUUUUAAAAUAUUAGUAUAAAUGUCGUACUUAAUAGAGGUUGCAGUGAUGGUUUAGCGAUAGAUACCUUGUGUAACAGGUUUCUAGCCUUGUAUGAUCCUGAAUAGACCGGUAAGUCUAGUUUGAGGAAGAAGAACAACAUGAUGUUAUGGAUGGAGGGCUGCAGGCCUACAUUGGGAAAUCAAAGAAGCAACAUGCAAAACAUGUUCUAACAUGUAAUGUUUCAGUAUGUGUAAUUAAAAUAUCUAUAUUUUUGUUUAA
Oncorhynchus nerka (sockeye salmon) is the source of this 1575-nucleotide messenger RNA. It is a transcript of the gene gins2, whose product is annotated as GINS complex subunit 2. The record is from RefSeq and is a predicted model, not a curated record. The coding region runs from base 78 to 641 and encodes 187 amino acids. The transcript has 5 exons. Gene Ontology annotation, cellular component: nucleus; GINS complex. NCBI's taxonomy places the organism in Eukaryota, Metazoa, Chordata, Actinopteri, Salmoniformes, Salmonidae. Gene Ontology annotation, biological process: double-strand break repair via break-induced replication; DNA replication.